AUGUAUCUCAAAAGCGUGACGAUUCAGGGCUUCAAGACCUACAAGAAUACCACUAUCGUAGAGAACUUCUCUCCACGAUUCAACGUUGUUGUCGGUAGUAAUGGAUCCGGUAAAUCCAAUUUCUUUGCCGCUAUUAGAUUUGUGCUGAGUGAUGACUAUAAUAACCUCAAGAGAGAGGAAAGGCAGGGUCUCAUACAUCAGGGGACUGGCUCGAUAAUGAGUGCAUAUGUUGAAAUAGUAUUUCAUGAUCCUGAAGGAAGAAUGCUACUGUCCUCUGGCAUUCCUUCGAAUGAUUCCAAAAUAGUCAAAAUCAGAAGAACUAUUGGCCUGAAAAAAGAUGAAUAUUCACUUAAUGGCAAAACAUGCCAUAAAAGUGACGUCGCAAGAACUUUGGAGAGUGUUGGAUUUUCUUCUUCUAAUCCUUACAAUAUUGUACCGCAAGGCCGAAUCGUUGCAGUUACCAAUGCUAAAGACAGGGAACGGCUGGCGCUAUUGGAAGAGGUCGUGGGAGCAAAAACAUUUGAAAUUAAGCUACGCGAGUCUCUGAAGAAAAUGGAAGCAACUAACAAAGACCGAAUGAAGAUUAAUAAAGAAUUGGAAGAACUGGAAGAAAGAUUAAAUGAACUAGAUGAGGAACGCAGAGAUCUCGAGAAGUACAGGGAGUUGGAACGCGACCGUAAGAGUUUUCAGUUUAUUCUUUAUGACCGCGAGCUAGAUGAGGUAACUAAUGAAAUAGAGAAACUGGAUGGUGAAUAUAACAGUACUUUGCACUCCUCAGGAGAGUACAUCGAGGAACUGGAAAAAAGGGAAACACUAAUAAUGAAUGUCACAAAGAACAUAAAGAGUAUUGAAGCUGAGCUAAACAUUAAAGAGUUAACCGACUUAGAACAAGAAAAGGCCAGAUAUACUGAGGCUGCUAAGAAGAGAGCUGAGUUGAAUGUUCAUCAUGAGGAGGUUCAACGGCAAUUACAUAGAGUCGCUGAGCAAUCUCACACUGACAAAGAGAAUUUUACAAUACUAAAGGAGGAAAUUGACAAAAAACAAAAGCAAUUGCAACGCAUCAUUCCCAGAUUCGAGGAACUCACAGAGGAAAAGAGUAAGUAUAAACUCGAUUUAUCCGGAUUUCAGAGAAGACAGCGAGAAAUACUGUCUAAAAGGGGCAUUUACGCAAACUUCAAAAACCAAGAAGAAAGAGAUAACUGGUUGAAUAACGAGAUUUCUUCUGUUACAAAAGAGAUGGAAGAUUUAAAGAGUAGCCAUCUCAAAUACACAGAUGAAAUAACUCAACUGGAAGAUCAAAUAAGUAAUUUGGAGAAAGAAACAGAGGAGCUCUACGAUUCAAUUGAAGGGCCCGGAGUGAGAGCAGAGCUCGAAGAUCUUCAAAAUGAAAUUGACACACUCAAACAAUCUUAUUUUGAGAGAAUUGACGAACGUAAAGAGCUUUGGAGGUCUGAACAGAAACUCCAAACAAUCUCAGAAACCUUUCUAGAUGAUGUUAAGAGAUCAGAAAGACAACUGGGAGAAUUAAUGGAUAGGAAUCUAGCGAACGGACUUAAAGCCGUCAAAGAAAUUGCCGAGCGUCUCAAGCUUCCAAAAGAUUCCGUUUGUGGUACUUUAGGUGAACUUAUUAAAGUUAAUGAAAAAUACAAAGCUUGUGCGGAGGUUGUUGGAGGAAAUUCCCUAUUUAACAUAGUAGUUGACAAUGAUGAAACAGCGAGUAUUCUGAUGGAAGAGCUCUAUAAAAGUAAGGCAGGAAGGGUAACAUUUAUCCCUUUGAAUAGGAUUCAUGAUGAUAAAAGAAUACAAUAUCCACCGAACGCUCAAAGCGAAUGUACCCCAUUGUUAUGGAAAAUUAAAUACGACAAAAAGUUCGAAGUUGCUGUGAAACAUGUUUUUGGAAAAACCAUUGUCGUACGUGACCUUGGGUCAGGUUCUCUACUUGCUAGAAAAUACAAUUUGGACGCCGUCACUUUGGAUGGUGAUCGAGCGGAUAAGCGAGGGGUCAUUACCGGUGGCUAUCACGAUCAUCUCAAAAGAUCUAGGCUUGACUGCUUAAACGACAUAAAUGUUGCUAGAAGUCAGUAUUCGACCACAUCCGAAGAGUUAAGUAUCUUAAGGAAGCAGUUGGAACAGGUUGAUUUUGAUGUUGACGAGAUCAACAACAAGAUCAAGCAAAGCACAAUGAAAAAAGAAGCAAUACUAACGUCUUCAGAGACUUUGAGAAUAAAGUUGAAUAAAAGAAAGACUGAAUCAGCUAUCAAGAAUGAAACGUUGAUGUCGUUAAAUUCGAAAUCCCAAAAGCUUGUCUCAUCUUUGAAGGACAACGAAGAAAAACUCAAUCGCUUAAAAAAUGAUCUGACAAAACCAUUUGAUAAUGAGCUCUCAGUCGAUGAGAAAGAGGAACUUAACUUCCUGACGAAGAGUAUCAAUAAGCACCAAGAAAUGCUUAGCGCCACGACUGAAUCACUUAGCGGACUAGUGACUAGAAUCGACUCUUUGAAAGCUGAACUCGAAUUAAAGCUUCAACCGCAAAUGCAUGAACUAGAAACAAGGAUCUCUGAGAAAUUGAGCAUUGAGAACCAAGAAUUAAAAGAGGAUCACAAUAGGACAUCCAUUGAACUAGAGAAAGAGGAUUCCAGGUGUAAGGAAAUCAAGACAUCCUUGAAUGCGAUAAUGAGUCAAAUUGAUGCGCUAAAAGUAGAGAAGGCAAACAAUGAAAAAAUCUUAGAUAAAGCAAACGAUCAACAGCGUCUGUUGUUAAAAAAAUUAGAGAAUUAUCGAAAAGAUGCUGAAAAAUCGAUUGUGAAGAAGAUGACUUUAUCAGCAAGACGUGAUGAGCUGCAGCAAAAGGUCAGUGAAAUUGGUCUGCUGGCCGAGGAUUCACUGGUAAAAUACAAAGACUUACCCAGUGAGAAUAUCGUGCAGAGACUGAAUUCUGUAAGUGAAGGGAUAUCUAAGAUGAAAAAUAUCAACAAAAGGGCCAUCGACAAUUUUAAACGUUUCAACGAAAAGAAAGAGGAUUUAGUACAGAGAGCCAAUGAGUUAACCGCCUCUAAGGAGUCAAUUGAAAACUUAAUCGAGUCCUUGAAGAAGCAGAAGGUUCAGGGAGUAGAAACAACAUUUCGACAAGUAGCCGAAAAUUUCAAUACAGUGUUCGGAAAGCUUGUACCUAAUGGUUUAGGGAAGCUAAUAAUUCACCGUCAAGACGAAUCAUCUGCCAAAAAUGCGAAGAAAAAAAAGAGUAAAAAAGUUGCUGCUGCUACGUAUGUUGCAGAUGACUCGAUUGACUCGAUUUAUAGCGGUGUUUCGAUCGCAGUUUCAUUCAACUCUAAAGACAAUGAGCAACUUUAUGUGGAACAGCUAUCUGGUGGCCAAAAAACUGUCUGUGCUAUCGCUUUGAUUCUUGCAAUUCAAAUGGUUGAUCCUGCUCCCUUUUAUCUGUUCGAUGAAAUUGACGCAGCUCUAGACAAGCAAUAUCGUACAGCAGUUGCAAAUGUUAUAAGGGAACUUUCGGCUGAGGCACAGUUUAUUUGCACCACGUUCCGAACGGACAUGCUACGAGCUGCUGAUCAGUUUUAUCGCGUCAAGUAUGAAAAUAAGAUUUCAACAAUAAGCGAGGUGAGUCAACAGGAUGCUAUAAACUUCAUAAAGGGUAAUAGUAAAAUGGGCGAGGUGUGA
This is a messenger RNA of Lachancea fermentati, 3678 nucleotides long. The record is from the annotation of a GenBank genome assembly. NCBI's taxonomy places the organism in Eukaryota, Fungi, Ascomycota, Saccharomycetes, Saccharomycetales, Saccharomycetaceae.